GUAGUAUUGUUACCUUGACUGAGUUGUGACUCGACUAAGUGCAGAUGUUUCAUUUUGAGCGUCAUUACACGCCAAUUGUCCGCUCCGCAUAAUUGCCACCAUGAAAUCGUCCCUUCUGCUUCUACUGUGCUGUGCUUUUUCAGAAGCACUGACGCUGGCUCAAGUGGACAAGGCUCCUGCAACUUUGACCCCUGCCAAAAAGUUUGUGACAGACCAAACCAGCAGCAUACCAAGUGUUUCACCUGCACCCUCCACCAAGGCUACACAGCCUGUUCCCUCCACCAACGCUACAACGCCUGUGCCCUCCACCAACGCUACAACGCCUGUUCCCUCCACCAACGCUACAACGCCUGUGCCCUCCACCAAUGCUACAACCAAAGCUGCACCCUCCACCAACGCUACAACGCCUGUUCCCUCCACCAACGCUACAACGCCUGUGCCUUCCACCAACGCUACAACGCCUGUGCCUUCCACCAACACAACCACAACGCCGACAUCGCCUCCUUCUCCUCCCAAACCCACGCCGCCCGCCAACUUGAGCGUUGGGAACUACAGCCUGAUGAAGGACAAGGUGGUCUGCCUGAUGGCUCAAAUGGCGCUGCAGAUCCGCCUGAUGACACCAAACGCCAGCGGGACUUUUGUGGUUCAGCCCAAUAAGACCAAAGCAGUCGGGGAGUGUCAGGAGAACAAGGCUAACCUCACACUGGUCUUCCAGGAGGGUUUUAUCACCUUUAUGUUCAACAAGAGCUUGGCUGAAAACAAGGUCUAUGUGGAUGCUCUGUCUUUUGUCUUCUCCUACCCUUUCAGUACAGCCAACGGACAGUACGCCGCCAGCAACAAGUCGAUGAGAAGCUUUGCCGCAAAAAUCGGCCACUCGUACUCCUGCAAGAGCGAGUCACUCGACAUGGGGAAUGGACUGUAUUUGGAUGUCAAGCAAGACAGGAUGCAGGCCUUCAAUCUGACCAAGAGCAAUGAAUUUGGCACCACUGAUCCGUGUGCAGCCGACCAGCCAGAUUAUCGCGUGGCCAUUGGAGUAGGGGUCACGCUGCUGGUGCUUAUUGUGGUGGUAGUGGUGGUCUACCUGUUGGGCCGCAAGAGGAGGACCGAUGGCUACCAGUCGCUGUGAGGCCAGCCAUGCCCCAGGGGUGGCUGGGUGAGGCAGGGUGUGCUGUCAAGGGCACCAAAAUGCACAUUUUGCUCAAAAUGUGUUACUGGAAUCACAUUUGGUUCUUUUUUUUCCCACUGUUGACAUUUUGUUUUAGUAUUCUGUUUUAAAGUGUUGUUUUUAUUAUGAGAAUUGUACUGAUGUACCCCUCAUACACUUGGAUAUAUGUUGCGUUUUUACUGUGAAUUAGCAAAAAGGGAUUUCUAAAGGGAUGCUACUGCAUGUGUUGAGAAUGACAUGUGAUGUACUGAUCAAUUAUAAUUGCACUAAUUAGGGUUACAGCCGAGGUUGUACAUAUAUGGUCGUCUGAAUAGAACCCUUGUUUCUAGCUUUAUGGCUUCUGAUGACAAAACAUGCAAAUAGUUUACAUUAUUGAUUAAUACAGCCAAAAUAAAGUGAGACAUAAAAUAUGUAUUAAUAAUACAUUUGUGUUGUGCAUGUUGCCAUUGUGUACAGCAGUAAGUUUGCUGUAGAUGCAUAUUUUUCUCCCUUUGAAUGCUUUUUAUGCCAUUAAAGAACGAAAUUUAUUCCAAUAAUACCCAGUUGAGUCAAUGGGUAUAACAACAUGGCUUUUUUUAAUGUACUUUUAAAAAACAUGUUUUGAUUUAAACAGAAUGGUAGUAUUGUUAUUACUGGACUUGACACCUCUUAUUAAAUCGUGGCUGUCAUACUUUGUCGCCGGAUAUCCAAAGGAAUCAUAUUUCUGAACGUAAUACAAUUAACAGGCUGCCAUACCAUGAAUUGAUUUACAUGGACCCCGACUUAAACAUGUUGAAAAACGUAUUCGGGUGUCAUCAUUUAGUGGUGAAUUGUACGGAAUAUGUACUGUACUGUGCAAUCUACUAAUAAAAGUUUCAAUCAAUCAAUCAAAAAGCCUUCCUUUGUUAAUAAUGAUAAUAAUGCAGCUCUUUUCUGUCGACUAGUUAUGUGUUUUAUUAUAUUACAACUGUAUGUAUGUUCGAAAUAAACGUAUUCCAUAACCAUA
Molecule: messenger RNA, 2150 nt
Organism: Entelurus aequoreus (snake pipefish)
Lineage: Eukaryota; Metazoa; Chordata; Actinopteri; Syngnathiformes; Syngnathidae
Product: macrosialin-like
Exons: 6
Coding region: 101-1126 (341 amino acids)
Cellular component (GO): membrane
Source: RefSeq, a predicted model, not a curated record